GUAUUUCACAUGGGGCGAGCGGGAGUUAUCAUCCACUUGCGUAAAGGCUGCUGCUGCUGUGAGGUGGCUGACAGUCUCAGGCGACACGGCUGUGUGUGUGUAUGUGUGUGUGUGUGUGCGCGCGUGUUUUCUCCCUCCCUCCUCCUGCUUGCUGAAGGCGUAGGCUUUUACUGAUGGAUGCCACCACGAAGCAGAAAACAUAAGUUGUAUAAAGGACGCUGACACUUGUACUUUUCAGAAAGAUAAAUCAACGGUGGAAUGAAGAAUUGAACUCCUUGAGCGCACCAGUGCCAACAUGUCUAAGCCAUUAGAUCACGUUAAACGUCCGAUGAAUGCGUUCAUGGUUUGGUCCAGAGCCCAGCGCAGAAAAAUGGCUCAGGAGAACCCAAAAAUGCACAACUCCGAGAUCAGCAAGCGACUGGGAGCGGAAUGGAAACUUCUCACCGAGUCCGAGAAGAGGCCGUUCAUCGACGAAGCCAAACGACUGCGAGCCAUGCACAUGAAGGAGCACCCAGACUACAAAUACAGACCGCGACGGAAGCCCAAGACUCUGAUGAAAAAAGACAAGUUUUCUUUCCCCGUGCCCUACAACCUCGGGGAGCACGACGCGCUCAAAGUUAGUGGGCUCUCCGCUGGAGUUCUUUCGGACUCCCUCGCCGGGAACCCGGAGAAGGCUGCAGCGGCUGCAGCGGCCGCAGCAGCCAGAGUUUUCUUCAACCCGUCCAUGUCCGCGAACCCCUACUCCUUUUUCGACCUGGGAUCCAAGAUGAGCGAGCUUUCCCAACCAUCCUUUUCGUACGCGUCUCAUCUUGGUUACGCACCGGCAGGCGCCACGGCGUUCACCGGCACUGGCAGUAUAGGUGGCGGGACGCACACCCACACCCACUCGCACCCUUCCCCUGGAAACCCGGGCUACAUGAUCCCUUGUAACUGUACGGGCUGGCCAUCAGCUGGACUCCAGCCGCCCUUGGCAUACAUCCUCCUGCCCGGCAUGGGAAAACCUCAACUUGAACCGUAUCCUGCUUACGCUGCGGCGUUAUGAUAAGGCCCCAGUUUGGACUAAUGAGACAGUGACGCGUGAAAAAGAGAAAGAAACAAAAACCUUUUUUUGUUUUUUUGUUUUUUUAAAAAAGCUAAUCAUGCAAGAGUUUUAAUAUGCAUGCACAAACUUGUACAUGUGAUCAAGUGCUCGUCGUCUCAGAUAUCACAUGUGUAUGUACAUUGAUUAAUGCCUUUAUCUAAGGUCAUUCUUAUUUAGAGAACUCUUAAUUAUUAUUAUUAUUAUUAUUGUUACUACUACUGCCCUGUCAUCAUCUCUUUGUGGAGGAAAAGGACGUCAACAUAAAGGGAUGACACAUUUCCUGUGAGAGGAAAAAGCGGGUAUCUGACAGAACAGUUUGUGAAAACUAAUUUCCAAAAAGGCACCCUGCUCCUUUUCUUCUUUCUAUCGUUUAAAAAGUUGCACCUGCUUGACUAACCUGUUGGAACCAAGGGCAGCCAACACACAAUGACAAUAUUAAUCACAGGAUCACAGCAUUUCCUCUCAGAUAACAUGUCGUAAUUCACGGAUCAAGGAGGAUUGUGACAACAUUUCCCCCUCCUCUCUUCUCCUGAGUGACUGUAAAUGUGUACAGAUAAAAAAAAAGACUCUAGUUUAUUUGCCGUUAUAGGCUUUUAGUGUUUUGGAGAUAGGGCCAGGAAAUCUGCGUAUUUCACUUAGAAAUCCGGUGUAUAUUUUGAGUUUUAAAACCGUUUUAUAGAUGUCUGUAAUAUUUAUUGUUUAGUGGAAUCUAUGGUGACCCAGACAUUUCUUUUCUUUCUUUUUUCUUUUCUUUUUUUUGUUUUUUCUCUUUUUAAAAAAAGGACAAGACUAGUUCUGUGAUAUUUGCACUUGAAUUACGGAUGUAAUUUAUUUUGAAGGUGGUAUUAAAUUCCAGUGCAUUGCAACUUUCCUUUUCUUUCUUUUUAUUUUUUGGCUAAAAGGUAAGAAAAUUCAGAUGCAAAUGGAUUUUUAUUCAACUUGAUCAUUUUUCUUGACUCCUCCCCUCUCCUCUUAUCAUGUGCAGCAGAAAAAAAGCAACACGUUUUUAACUAACUCGUAUGGACUUUGUAUUGUUUUGUGUUUUCUUUAACCUCCGUUAUGUACUGUUGAAGCAAAAGGACUACAAUAAAGCGUAUUCGGAUUAAACGGAAAA
Solea solea (common sole) is the source of this 2195-nucleotide messenger RNA. It is a transcript of the gene sox21b, whose product is annotated as SRY-box transcription factor 21b. The record is from RefSeq and is a predicted model, not a curated record. Gene Ontology annotation, biological process: anatomical structure morphogenesis; regulation of DNA-templated transcription; cell differentiation. Lineage: Eukaryota; Metazoa; Chordata; Actinopteri; Pleuronectiformes; Soleidae. The transcript is spliced from 2 exons. The coding region runs from base 296 to 1042 and encodes 248 amino acids. Gene Ontology annotation, molecular function: RNA polymerase II cis-regulatory region sequence-specific DNA binding; DNA-binding transcription factor activity, RNA polymerase II-specific.